Molecule: messenger RNA, 1437 nt
Organism: Alnus glutinosa
Lineage: Eukaryota; Viridiplantae; Streptophyta; Magnoliopsida; Fagales; Betulaceae
Product: putative glucose-6-phosphate 1-epimerase
Exons: 9
Coding region: 128-1084 (318 amino acids)
Biological process (GO): carbohydrate metabolic process
Molecular function (GO): carbohydrate binding; isomerase activity
Source: RefSeq, a predicted model, not a curated record
CGAUAGACGAUCUGCGAAGUGCGAAGAGGUUCAAAAAUAAUUCCAGAAGGAGAAAGAGAAAUAAAGAGAGCGAUUGUGAUUGUUUCCGUGUGUUUGUGUACGCGAGAGAGAGAGAGAUAGAGAGAGAAUGUCGAAUACUUCGUCUGGGGAAAUGGCGUAUGUGGAGCACACUGCGGGCAUCAAUGGCCUUCCCAAGGUCAUUCUCCGCGAGGUUCGUGGCUGUUCUGCUGAGGUGUAUUUAUAUGGGGCUCAAGUUACCUCUUGGAAGAAUGAACAUGGGGAAGAAUUGCUUUUUCUUAGUAGUAAGGCUAUUUUUAAACCUCCAAAGGCAAUCCGUGGAGGUAUUCCAAUAUGUUUUCCUCAAUUUGGAAUUCAGGGUUCUCUUGAACAACAUGGAUUUGCUAGGAAUAGGUUUUGGAUUGUAGAUCCUGAUCCCCCACCUUUUUUAACUAGUAGCCCCAAUAAGGCUUUUGUUGAUUUAAUACUUAAGCACUCUGAAGAAGAUGUGAAGAUCUGGCCUCACAGAUAUGAGUUUCGCCUAAGGAUAACUUUGGGACCUGGAGGAGAUUUGAUGUUGACGUCCCGUAUUCGCAAUACAAAUACAGAUGGAAAGUCGCUUACGUUCACGUUUGCAUAUCACACAUAUUUUGCUGUUACAGAUGUCAGUGAAGUUCGGGUGGAAGGACUAGAGACCCUUGAUUAUUUGGAUAACCUGAAGAAUAGAGAGCGAUUUACAGAACAAGGAGAUGCAAUAACGUUCGAAUCAGAAGUGGACAAAACAUAUCUCAGUACCCCAACAAAAAUUGCUAUUAUUGACCAUGAAAGGAAGAGAACAUUUGUAUUGCGGAAAGAUGGACUUCCAGAUGCUGUGGUUUGGAAUCCAUGGGAUAAGAAAGCAAAGGCAAUUCCCGACUUUGGGGAUGAUGACUACAAGCAUAUGCUGUGUGUUGAGGCUGCUUGUGUUGAAAAGCCCAUUGUACUGAAACCUGGUGAAGAAUGGAGAGGAAGGCAGGAACUAUCUGCUGUUCCUUCCAGUUAUUGCAGCGGACAACUUGACCCACGAAAAGCACUUCAAAGCGGCUAAAGACCGACUAUCCCAGUACAUAUCUUGUACAGGGUUCUUUUGCAGUCUAGAUUUUGUGGCGACUGCGGUCAGUGAAUUCUUGCCAGGAUUUUUUUUCGGAGGGCAGAUUCAUUAUUAGCAGAAUUGUCUAUAAUGUCCUUGAAGCACUAUUUGGUUGAAGAAAAAUGAGAUAAAGGCAGUUCAAAAAAUUUGUAUAUUACUAGGAUCUACAAAAAGAAAGUGGUAGGGAAGAAAGAAAACCCGUCUAGGUCUAUCGUUCUUUGGUUUUUGUUUGCUUUUUUUCUCCCCCAUCUUUGGUCUGAAUCUGAAAGAUACCUUUAUUUAUUUAUUUAUUUUGAGCGUGCUGGAUGAUA